Molecule: messenger RNA, 4107 nt
Organism: Triticum turgidum subsp. durum (durum wheat)
Lineage: Eukaryota; Viridiplantae; Streptophyta; Magnoliopsida; Poales; Poaceae
Source: the annotation of a GenBank genome assembly
AUGGAGCCCGACGCGCCGCUCGACUACGCGCUCUUCCAGCUCUCGCCCCGCCGCUCCAGGUGCGAGCUCGUGGUGUCCGGCAGUGGGCGGACGGAGAAGAUCGCGUCGGGGUCGGUGAAGCCGUUCGUGACCCACCUGCGCGCCGCGGAGGAGCAGGCGGCGGCCCAACCGCCGCAGCCGGCCAUCCGGCUGCAGCUGGACCGGCGCGCCGCGUGGUUCAGCAAGGGCACCCUCGAGAGGUUCGUGCGCUUCGUGAGCACGCCCGAGGUGCUGGAGAUGGCGAAUACAUUUGAUGCAGAAAUGUCGCAGCUAGAAGGGGCUAGGAAGAUUUACGCGGCACAGGGAACUGCUGUAGGUGCUACUCCGGGUGCAGCUGCUGAAGCCUCAGCAGCAGCUGCAGACAUUACAAAGAAGGAGCUUCUUAGAGCAAUCGAUGUCCGUUUAAGUGCACUUAAACAAGACCUUGUAACGUCUUGUGCCCGGGCAUCGUCCGCAGGGUUCAACCAUGACAGUGUCUCUGAGCUUCUCCAUUUUGCGGACCACUUUGGUGCCAGCAGGCUGAGCGAAGCAUGCAACAAAUACAUGUCACUUUGCCAGCGUCGUCCAGACAUCAAUCCUCAGCAUUCACCCCCAGCACCUUCAUCACACUGGAAGAGCUUCGAAGAUGGGGAUCUUCGUGACUCCUGCAGUUCAGACAUGUCUAUAGAUGAGCCACAGGCUGAUCAUGGUGGAUCCAGCAAUAGAUCUACAAGUUGUGGUAGUGUCCCUUAUAUCGAUAGAUUAGGCAACAGCCAACAUUCAGUUGAUGUUCCAUCAGGAUCGAGCGCUGAACAGCAAUCCAAGCCAACCAUCCAGCAGACAGUAGAUAAACAAGAAAACGAAACUGAUGCUCCUCCUGCUCCUGCUAAAGAGCUUUCGAGGCGUUUGAGUGUGCAAGAUAGAAUAAGCAUGUUUGAGAAUAAGCAAAAGGAGCAAACUUCAACUUCUGGUAACAGCAACUCUGCAGGUACUGCUAAGGUGGUUCCAGUGAAAGGUGAGCACCGCAGGGUGCCUUCUGUUGCGUCCAUGGACAAGUUGGUAAGGAGGUGGAGCAGUGUCAGUGACAUGAGCAUUGAUCUGGGUAACAAUGAUAACAGUGGCUGUAAUGACAAAAGUGAAAAUGGAACUCCAGCUGGGACACCAACAUCUGCCUAUCUGGAGGCCAGUUCAAAAGUAAGAGCUGAUAAGGAUGCUAGUGCGGUGAAGAAUCCAGACACAUCUCAAUCUUGGUCACGUCAAAAGGAUGGUGACAAGUCCAAGGAUUCUACCACUACAAAUGCUUCUUCAUCCUCAACCUUUAAUACUACAUCUCCACCCUCAUUAUCAGCCAUUGUUACCGAGGCUCCUGAAAAGCAGACUGGGUCUUGUUCGGUAGAUGACAUGGCUAUAGCCUCUAGUACUGAGAGUGAGUUAUCCUUUGACAAGGAGCAGGGAGUUAACCAAGGACAAGGUGACACAAGGUUGUCAGAGCAUGUUGCUUCAAAUGUUUCCACUCAAAACCGACAAAAAACAUCUUCAAGGCCAGCGGCGGAAGCUUUCCCGAAACAUUAUGGUAGUUUAACUAGUCCAUCGUCAGAGGAUCAUGUCCAGAUAGAUAAGGAAAUAACUCCUGUUGCUCAUGAAGUACCAGUUGCAAGUGAACAGAUUGGACGUAAAGAUAGUAGAGGUUCUCGCCUUCGUUCAAAAGAGAUGCAUGCUGGAGCAGACGCGGUUGUGAAGAAGGAUCGAUCCUUUCGAUCAGUUGGGAAAGUGUCAAGUGGUGUCGAUCUCAAAUCAAAAGCCACAUCCAAUUCCCGCACUAAUGUUAGGGGUUCAUCUGGUAGGGACGAAGCUGGCUCUACAGAAUCUGAAGUUCAUGAUGCUAGCUCGCGGCGGAAAAGUCUACCACGGAAGGUAGAGGAUGUGCGGAGAAAGGUUGCUGUUGGGUCUGAAAUACUGCCUCAAUCGGAUUAUUCUAGUCGCCAGGGAUCAAAUUUGAGCAGACAAUCAUCUAAUGCUGAGCAGGAAUUGAGUUUGCUGGGAGGUAAAGUUAAACCAGUAAAUGAUGCAAAUGCUAUUCCCUUGGAGCAGACUAGGGCGACGAAACUGGCGAAGGGGAAUCAAGAUCGGCAUGAUGAACUGCAAAUGAAGGCCAAUGAGUUGGAGAAACUAUUUGCUGCACACAAGCUAACCACUUCCAGGAGAGGAAAGUCUACAGAUGCACAGGUUGAUGACACACCUAGGUUAAGUGAGGUAAAGCCUACACAGGUUCUUCCAGAGAAGAUUUGUAUGAAGCAAACUGUGAUGGAGAGUAACAACUUUGAUGCCAAUGAGCUUCUGAAGAUAGUGGACAACGAAGGGUAUAACAACAGCACACCAGAAAAACUUGGGAUGCUUAGCCUAGAAGAGUCACGGGGAAAAUUUUAUGAUCAAUAUAUGCAGAAGAGGGAUGCAAAACUAAAGGAGGAUUGGAAGCUGCAGAAAGAAGAGAAGGAAGCAAUAUUAAAGGCAAUGCAUGAAAGUCUAGAAAGGAGCAAGGCUGAGAUGCGGGCCAAAUUCUCUCGAUCUGCUUUACAAUCAGUUUCACGAAAUAAGGAUCAGGUAUUGGAUUCUACAUGGAUUAGUGCUGUACUUCAACAGAAAAUAGUAGGGGCAGAUUCUUUCCUGGUAGAAGAUGAAAUGAACAGUGACUACCUAUCUGGUGAUUGUUCUUCCAGGAGUGCUGAUUCCAGGAAGCAUUUUUCAAACAAAGUAGCUUACACACAAAAGAAAUCCAUUGAUCCUGUCCAUAGUCAUAAACAUUCGUCAAGAGCUGUAAGACCUGGUUAUGCAAAUCGCAGGAACCCACCAGAAAAUCCUCUUGCACAGUCAGUUCCCAAUUUCUCCGACUUCAGAAAGGAAAAUACAAAGCCAUCAGCUGGUCAUAGCAGAGCUACUGCAAGGGCUCAGCCAAAAGGUUUUUCCCGUAGUAAGAGCAUAAUUGAAGAGUCAAAGAGUAUUUUGAAUCAAGAUCAAUCAAGGGGGUCACAGUCUAUGAGAAAAGACUUAAAUGCUAGUGAAUUAAGGGACACUUCAUCAGUGAACAGGGAUAUUUACAACUGUGCUCCCUCAGGAAUUUCUAGUAACACCCAUAAAUCUGGUGUACCGAAGUCGUUUAUUAGGAAAGACAAUGGGACUCACCCUGUUGUCGGUAUAACCGGAUUUCGACAACCAAUGUUUGCAAGUGUCUUACAGGAUGAAGAUGAUGAUUUUCCAGAUCAGCAAGAGGAUUCCCCAGAUGAUGCCAAAGAUGAAGAAUACGAAAGCAUUGAAGAGAAUCUCAGGGAAAGUGAUUUUCCUGCUGAUUCAGACAGUGAGACUCCAAAACUGAGUCAGGAUUUUGGAAAUUCAGACGAUCCAGGAUCAGAAAAUGGCGAUGUUUCUUUUCCACGGGAAGCAUCCAGUACCAAGUUCAAUGCUUUUGCAAGAAACAUGCAUGAUUUACCUGGUGAAUUACCAGCCCCCUGGAGCUCGCAUCAUCCACACCUAUUGCCUUAUGCAAAUGAUACCUCGGAUGGUGAUGCUUUUGUCGAUUCACCAACCGGCAGUCCAUCACCAUGGAACUCUCAUUCGCUGGAUCAAAUAACAGAUGCUGAUGUUUCCCGGAUGAGAAAAAAGUGGGGCAGCGCUCAGAUGCCUUUUGGUGGUGCCAAUGCAUCUCAACAGCCACGUAAAGAUGUCCCAAAAGGGUUUAAGAAGCUGCUGAAAUUUGGGAGGAAGAAUAGGGGUGAUGGUUUAGUAAAUGACUGGGUUUCUGCUUCAACUGCCUCAGAAUGUGACGAUGAUAUGGAAGAUGGCCGGGAUCUGGCAAUAGGAUCCUCUGAUGAUUUCAGAAAGUCAAGAAUGGGCUAUCUUUCUUCAUAUGAUGGUUUUGUUGAGAACGAGGUUUUGACUGAACAAGAACAAUCGCUGCGCAGCUCCAUUCCAACCCCCCCUGCAAAUUUUAGACUGAGGGAGGAUCAACUGACUGGUAGCUCAAUUAAAGCACCACGUUCAUUCUUCUCCCUGUCGACAUUCCGGAGCAAAGGAGGCGAUGCUAGGCUAAGGUGA